CAGCGACCGGGUGGUGACUUUAUGGUGACAAAUGGAGACCUUUAAUCAUAAACUGAACACUUACUUAGAGUCAUGGAUGGGUCCCAGAGAUCAGCGGGUGCAAGGAUGGCUGCUGCUCGACAACUACCCACCAACCUUUGCCCUCACAGUCAUGUACCUCCUGAUCGUGUGGAUGGGGCCCAAGUACAUGAAGCACAGGCAGCCAUACUCCAGCAGAGGCCUCCUGGUGCUCUACAAUCUGGGCCUCACACUCUUGUCCUUCUACAUGUUCUACGAGCUUGUUACGGCCGUUUGGCAUGGGGGCUACAACUUCUACUGCCAGGACACUCACAGUGCACAGGAAGUGGAUAAUAAGAUCAUCAAGGUCCUGUGGUGGUACUACUUCUCCAAGCUCAUCGAGUUCACGGACACCUUUUUCUUUAUUCUACGGAAGAAUAACCACCAGAUCACGUUCCUUCACAUCUACCACCAUGCUAGCAUGCUGAAUAUCUGGUGGUUCGUAAUGAACUGGGUACCCUGCGGCCAUUCAUACUUUGGUGCCUCCCUAAACAGCUUUGUCCACGUUGUGAUGUAUUCUUAUUACGGUCUGUCAGCCAUACCAGCCAUGCGGCCAUACCUUUGGUGGAAGAAGUACAUCACAAAGUUACAGCUGAUCCAGUUCUUUUUAACCAUGUCCCAGACGAUGUGUGCGGUCAUAUGGCCAUGUGGCUUCCCCAAGGGAUGGCUGUACUUCCAAAUAAGUUACAUGGUUGUGCUCAUUGUCCUUUUCUCAAACUUCUACAUACAGACGUACAAGAAGCACAGUGGUUCUCUAAAGAAGGAGCAUCAGAACGGCUCUCUUCUAUCGACCAAUGGACAUGUAAAUGGCACGCCAUCUACGAAGACCACUGAACACAACAAACUGAGGGUGGAUUGACAUUUGAGAAACCGCCACCUAAUUAUCACUUUAGCGUGUUAGCUUAUGCUGCUAGGAGGUAUCUUCUUAUCUAGAAUAGUUUAGCACUCAGUCGAGAUGAAAUACGCCAUAGCCAUAUAUAUCCACCGACUUUCCACUUGUUUGCACACGUUCCUACUCAUGUUAUUGAAUUAUUAAAUGUAUACAGAAAAGUAUUGUAGUAUGGUUGCACAAUAUUGCCUCCCCUACCCUAGAGGAUAUAUUCACUUGAAAGCAAAACAAAUCCCUUUCUUGCUACCAGCAUUCAAACACACAUUCAUUUGCACACAAGAGGUCCAAAGAUGAAGGCUGGAGAGAGUCUGUUGGUAGCUGAAAGUUUCAUCACACUUGAUGACGUCUCUGUUUCAGCAACCCUUAAUGUGUAACUACAGCAUUGUGUGUCUGCUUUAUCUCACUAUCUGUACUGUUGCAUAAUCCUAAAUUAUUCCCAUUCUAACACCUAAAUGCAUUUUGAUUGACUGGUUGUAACAGCAUACUUUCCCUUGUAUAUUUGCAGAGCAGGUUCUCGAAUUCCGAAUAUUUGCCAUUUAACUAAAGCAUAUCCAAAGCAUAGUGUACAUAGUGUAUUUGCUAAAGUUUGUAUUUAAACUAGUUCAACACACAAUGAGGACAGUUGUUGGGUUAAAUGAGCACAAUAACACUAUAUUUUCCUUAUCUUUCCCUAUGUUAUAAAAUGAUAACACUGGGCUCUAAAAUCUACUGUAGCUUUAUCCCAUAAAUUCAAUUAGAACUUUAAUUAAUUGACAUUUAUUACAUUUAAUUGAAUAAAGAAAUGCCCAUUAGGUCUACGGUGCAGCUAUUCAUUGGUAACUAUUUAGAAUAAUUGUUUCGUUGUAUAAUGUAUUGUUUUGAGUCUUUACAUAAAUAGGGUGCCUUCUGGACCAGUCGAUUUGGUUUUCAAUGUGAUAUUUUUCAUCUUUUUAAAAUGCUAUUACCAGAUUCAUGUUGGUCCAUUUCAGACUUCCAGUUAAAAUCCUGUGCCUGACUAUUUAUGUCUCGUUUUUGAAAAUAUCAUUCCUAUUCCUAUAGCAAUUGACACAUACGUAAUGCAACACUGAUGUUUAUCCUAUGUUAAAGGCAAGGGAGAGGUACUUUUUCUUAUGAUUUCUUUCUGAGAGUUAGAUGAGAUCAAUAUUCCCACUGUAUAAGUUAAACUGCAGCUGAUAACCUUAGCCUAACAUAAAGACUGGAAACGGGAUACAGCGGUAACAAAAGAGCCAGGUACGCUGUUCACGUUUUCCAAUCUGUAUGCUAAGCUAGCCUGCUGUAUGUAGCCUUGUACAGUAUUUAGAGUACAGAUGAAAGAAUGGUAUCAAUCUUUCCAUCUAGCCGUUGGCAAGAAAGUAAAACAAAAUGUCAAAUUAUUUCUUAAACAAAUUCCAAAAACUGUUCCUCAUUUUACAAUUUUAACAUGUUUUUAAAAAAUGCAAAGAAAAAGUAAUUAUAUGAGAAUUAUUUGUUUAGUUUUUUGAGUGGAUAAAGAAGGUUGUAAUGAUUUAACUAUGAUUUCCUAUGUGUUCCUUUUGUUUAUGUUAUUUUAUCUUUACCCAAACUAUUGCCAGGGUAAACAAAGUAAAUGCUGGUAUUGAAAACAAAGGUACAAUGUGCGCAUUAUAAACUGUAAAUCUAAAGCCCUCGCUGUGGAGCACUGCUGCGGUGCUCUACCAUGCUGAAUCAAUUUAAUGAGUUUCUGUAUGGCCUUAACCACUGAAUGCUCAUCACAUGAUGCUCAAAUGUAUAGGUGACCUAGAUUCAGGUCUACUGCAUCAGUAAUUAUUGUUACAUUCUGAAUUAAUGGCCACAUUGUAUCUGCUUCAGGAAUUUGGUCAGGAAGAUCUGCUAUAACAGACAACCUGUUCAUACAUUAGCAAUAUCUAGAUAAUCUGGAUACCUGGAUAAGCAUCAAAUUACACCGUAGUUAAUUAAGGCCAAAGAAGCAUACACAUAGGUAAUGACAUAAAAUAUACAUUUUAUAGACUGUUAAAAUAGAUAUAUAUAUUUUCUGAA
This is a messenger RNA of Gymnodraco acuticeps, 2962 nucleotides long. RefSeq names its product ELOVL fatty acid elongase 5 (gene elovl5). The coding region runs from base 32 to 916 and encodes 294 amino acids. Gene Ontology annotation, cellular component: endoplasmic reticulum membrane; endoplasmic reticulum. The record is from RefSeq and is a predicted model, not a curated record. NCBI's taxonomy places the organism in Eukaryota, Metazoa, Chordata, Actinopteri, Perciformes, Bathydraconidae. Gene Ontology annotation, molecular function: fatty acid elongase activity. The transcript is spliced from 8 exons. Gene Ontology annotation, biological process: fatty acid elongation, saturated fatty acid; very long-chain fatty acid biosynthetic process; fatty acid elongation, polyunsaturated fatty acid.